AGCGGGUAGAGAGUGUUUUUUUGUCAUGCCCCCGGUUAUUAUUCACAGAGUCAAUCGCUGUUCAACAGGUGGCUUUGUAGAGUUUGUAGCUGUGAUUUAGUUUUUCUCUCUUUCAGACUACCUUAAAAAAGGUCUGAGUGAAAAAAUCGCCUUAACGAAUCAAAGCGUCGGAAUGGUAAACUUUUUAUGACGCGUGGAAGUUUAUUUAUUUUUAUUGUUUUCUUAAUCUUUAGAGGUGUUUUUUUGUCUUGUAUUUUUUUGGGUUCAGGCAAACUCGACUAGUGUAUAUAGCAUGAGGCAAUAAGCUGCACCUGCGCCCUAUUUGCCUUGAGUUUAUUUCGGCUGAUCCUUAACUUUUGACUCGAACAAGCCUCCGUGGGAAGAUCACCAUGAUGUACAGCAUGAUGGAGCACGAGCUCAAGAGCCAGUCGGGUCAGCCUAAUCCUCACCCAAACAGCCAAAUCAUGUCGCAGCACGGCGUCGCCGGCGGAAACGUGCCCCAGGCGGCUCCGAAGAGCGCGUGCCCGCCCGGCGCGGACCCCAUGGACAAGGUGAAGCGGCCCAUGAACGCGUUUAUGGUGUGGUCGCGGGCUCAGCGGCGCAAGAUGGCCCAGGAGAACCCAAAGAUGCACAACUCUGAGAUCAGCAAACGCUUGGGCGCCGAGUGGAAACUGCUGACUGACGCCGAGAAGCGGCCGUUCAUCGACGAGGCGAAGCGGCUGCGCGCCGCGCACAUGAAGGAGUACCCCGACUACAAGUACAAACCUCGGCGCAAGAGCAAGCCGCCAGUGAAAAAGGACAACCCCGCCGCCAAGUACCCUCCGCUCCCGGGAGGCAGCCUGCUGGCCGCGGCGCAUGCGCAGAGUGGAAGUCCGCGUGUGGACAGCUACGGCUGGGGUCCUGCUGGAGGCUACGCGGCGGUGCAGGGUGAUGCUCUGGCUUACCAGCAACAACUGCACCGGUACGAGCUUCCACUCCAGUACGCAGCGCCCAUGUCCCAGACCUAUAUGAAUGGCGCCAACUCUUACAGCCCAAUGUCCUACAGCAGCAGUCCCCAGCAGCCCAGUCCUGUAAUGUCUAUGGUCAAGCCGGAGGCCUUCACUCACUCACCCACCGGAGCAUCAAACCACCACCGUGGGGCAGUUCAAGGUGACCUUAGGGACAUGAUCAGCAUGUACAUCCCUGGAGGUGAUGUAGGGGACCCUACAGCACAGAGGGGUUACACAAGUGUCCAGCAGCACUAUCUGGGCAGUACUGUGCCCCUGACACACAUCUGAAUUGGAGAAGAGAAAAGACUGGGACUAGCUCAGCUGGAUCACGACGUAGACUUGUAGUGCAACAAGUAAUCUGUAUGGAUUCUUGGUGGAUGUUGUGAGUACCUGUUGCACAUAGGAACUUUUUCUACCUCUUUGAGUGAUCUUGCUCAGUUUUUCCCCCCCUGUAGAUUUAUUCUUCCCUUCCUCUAGGCUUUUUUUUUGUGUUUUUAUUUUAAUUUUUACAUUUUUUCCUGCCCAGAAUUUCACCAUUAAUUCAGUCUGGAGGUUCUUUCCAUAAGACCAUCCUGAGAGAGAUGGGUAUGACAUGUAUGUAAUUGUGUGGCUGUUAACUUUUUAAAAAAAAAUAUUUUUUGUAGGACAUUCCCUUUGUACAUAUCAUAGACUUUUAAAAAAUCUGAUUGUGUGCCUUUUAUGCUGUGCUUCAUUAACAGGGAUUGGGGACAUUCAUGCAGUAAAAGGCAAUCAUGAUCGAAAACCAAAAUGGGGCAUAAAAUUGGGGAUAUAAGCACAAACAUCCAGUCUGCUAAUGAUCACUAUAGUCAGUGAUGUUCAAAUCAUGUGACGGUAGUGUAAGCCAGUUUUAUUUUUAUUUUUUUUAUUAUUAUUUUUUUUUAAACAGUAAUGUGAAAUACAGGUUAUUGAAAUUAACAGCUUAAGAAGGAAACAUAAGCAUUAUCUUUUUAAAAGUUGCCAUACACAUUCUGCUUACUAUUUGAAGCACAGGAAGGAUCCCAAUAUCUUGGUGUUGUCAUGGCAAAUUAUUUGACAAUUAAGAAUACCUUACUCCCACACUGUUUUUUUUUUUUUUAACAGAGUAGGGUAUGCAUUAGUUGCACAAAUGAACUAUCAAAGUUACCAUGGGAUGUAGUCUAUACAAAGAAAUCCAUCAUUUCAGCAAUAAAAUGUCCAAUGCAUUUACUUUUUAGCAUAAGACUAGCACUAUGACAUUCCCCUUUGAUUGAUGUUUUUAUUUUUUAAUUUUUAAACCAAUCUGAAUGCACUGUUCUUUACCCUCCUAUUAGUACCAGGUCUUGCCUUAGACCAAGUCUGUCUAUGACUGUCUAUGACUAGGAGUCAGUGUGGUGAGGCUUUACUAGUGAAAACUGGAAAAGGAGGUUGUAUCUUUUUGAAAAUAAUUUGUACAUCCUUUGGGUGCAUGAGGAGCCUGCUUAUUGCUUGUAUAAUGCCAGAUUUACAUAAUUCAAAUGGCAUAGUAGCAUGCAGGUCCUGCUAAGUGCAGCUAAUUCGGAGCAUGAUGCCUUUUUGGGGUGUUAUAUUAUGGUCUAACUCUGUCAGUUUAGCAUUUUCCGUUUUUCAAACAAGUUUUAGUGUAGGAAUCUAGAGGUCACUAAUGAGUUAAGAACUUUAAUGUAAUUUAUAUUAAAGUAAUGAAAUGAGUGAAUGUUUACAUUUGCCUUCCAGGCGAGUGUGCAACUUGCCGUUUCAAUGUAAUUUUUAAAGUCCUUUUAAUACUGUCUGUAAAUAGCCUUUGUACAGUUUUUAUGGCCCUUAUAAGGGUCUUUUGCAUAAACAAAAAAAAGUUAAAUAAAUUGUAAAAGAAA
This is a messenger RNA of Silurus meridionalis, 2839 nucleotides long. It is a transcript of the gene sox19b, whose product is annotated as SRY-box transcription factor 19b. Gene Ontology annotation, biological process: cell differentiation; regulation of DNA-templated transcription; anatomical structure morphogenesis. The transcript is spliced from 2 exons. NCBI's taxonomy places the organism in Eukaryota, Metazoa, Chordata, Actinopteri, Siluriformes, Siluridae. The record is from RefSeq and is a predicted model, not a curated record. The coding region runs from base 390 to 1277 and encodes 295 amino acids. Gene Ontology annotation, molecular function: RNA polymerase II cis-regulatory region sequence-specific DNA binding; DNA-binding transcription factor activity, RNA polymerase II-specific.